CUCCUGAAGUGGAAGGUGGUGAUAAUCAAGAAGUAAAUAACUUAAAGCUGCUGAGUGGUAUAGCAAACUGUCUCACCAAUGAAUCAUUUCCAGCGACUUACCAUCAAAAAGGGGAUGGUGCUGCUCUUAUGGGUGCUCCACCCAGAGAAAAUAAUUCUGCCACACCUCAUUUAUCUGCUGGUGAAACUAGCCUUUGUUUAUCAACAGUUCAAGCAGAAAACAACGAUGUAGCAAUUUCUUUGCACAGAGGAACAGAACUCUCUGGGAAACACCUUUGGGUUGAAGAACUCAUUUCAUCCGUGGUUGCAGAAGCAUCCGAAGAUAUAAAGUCUAGCGUUCAAAGCUCUAUUCCCUCAUUUUUUUCAUCUGCAUAUCACAACAGAGAUCACUUGAUUUCCUGUCCAUCUAGACAACAUAUGACUAACCAAACAAAUGAUGCCACUAUGGACGCAGAGUCCGCAUUACAGCCACUGCUUUUCAGUAGAACUUUUCCAUGCAAUAUGGACGAAUUGGUGCUUAAAGUAAGAGUUCAGAAUCCUAAAGAAUAUGACUUCAUUGAAAUUGAACUGGACAGAAAACAACUGAAUUACCAGGAUCUGCUCAAAGUGUGUUGCUGUGAGCUGGGAAUUAAUUCUGAACAAGUGGAAAAGAUUAGAAAGUUACCUAAUACAUUAUUGAGAAAGGAUGAAGAUGUGGCCAGGCUUCAGAAUUUUCAAGAGCUGGAGUUAGUUUUAGCGAGAAGCAUCACGUCUUCUCUCAGAAAUGCUGCAGUAACAACUCUGGUAGAAAAAACUUGCUACAACAUCAAAGCAGCCAACCUUAUAUAUUGA
Molecule: messenger RNA, 830 nt
Organism: Protobothrops mucrosquamatus (brown spotted pit viper)
Lineage: Eukaryota; Metazoa; Chordata; Lepidosauria; Squamata; Viperidae
Product: ankyrin repeat domain-containing protein 40-like
Exons: 3
Source: RefSeq, a predicted model, not a curated record